Molecule: messenger RNA, 10788 nt
Organism: Durusdinium trenchii
Lineage: Eukaryota; Dinophyceae; Suessiales; Symbiodiniaceae
Source: the annotation of a GenBank genome assembly
GGUAGUAGUACAGAUUAUUGAGGGGGGACGAGCCCUUGUGAGGGGUACCCUUUCACUCACUCCAACAUUCGCGACUUAUCCGGUCCCGAACCCAAUCGGACUUUGUUGGCUCAACUAGGCCUCAGGCCGGAGCAAGUGGAGCUUAUCCGUAAGGCACUGCUGCCUGCAGAAACGAUGUGGGACUCAACCCUUCGCUUUGUCGGUGGGCUGCGUCGCUUCUCGCUGCUCUUCGGUUUGCAGCCCAUGGUGCGUCGUGAAGCUGAGGCACUCAAGCAUGUGUCAAUGGCAUUGGAGAAGGUGCACCCACUGGAAUGGCGGGUGAAUGUGCCGGCCUACUUAAAGCAGGGCUCCCCGAACCUUUUCCGGCUGGAGGCAUCCAGGGUGAUGCCAUCACUUCUGCAAAUGUUCCAAGAUGUGCAGGGAUCCAUGCCGCACGCCAGUCAGGUUCUCGUUUGUUUUGGGUUGCCUGACAUGUGUGAAGAGGAGCAGCUUCGAUUGUUUUUGCUGCGGUGUAUGCUCAGCAACUCUCUCCAUGUGCUCCUGCUGCCGGAAUCUCUGAGUUACAAAGCUCAAGAAUACUUCACAUCUCUCUGGAGAUUUUUGGUCCAGGAGCUUCAGGCUUCAGCCGGACAAAAAAAGUACUUGCUGGCCCUGGUGGUAUCGCAGAGAAGUUGUUUGCUCUUGGACUUUUUCCGUGCAUAUCAGCAAGAUCCACCCCAGCUGCGAGUUGACCUUUUGCGUACACAAAUCCAAGAGCGCUGCACCAUCGUCUGGUCGCAGACGACCUGUGCAGGCAAGUCCACCUGGGUCAAGCACGAGCUGCAGGGGCGCCGUCUCACGCAUACCUCAGUCAGCCUCAACGAGCACACCAGUGAGCUCCAGCUGAUCACGCAACUCCAAAGCUGUUGCAGGUGGCGCAGGGGUGCGAUAGUGCUUUGUAUAUCACCCUUGGUGCAAGCCCUCUGGGUGGAUGUGGUGGUGUUCCGGUUGUUGGUCCUUCGGAGAUUGGUGCAUGAGGAUGGCACGCCGUUUCUGCUGGAUGCAUUGGAGAGACUUUAUCUAGAAGUGCCCAAUGUGUUGGAUGAGACCUCACCUUUCCGAAGUCUGGCCUUUUUCGAUUUGGCUGCACGGCACGAGGCUCGGAUGGAGCUGAAUACUGAUCAUGGCGACCUGCAACUGGCGUGCCGGUAUCUCCGAACCUGCCAUCAUGCAGUGCUUGGGAGGGUAAUGCAAGAACAUGUCGGCCGGGAAGAGUGUCGACACCUCUUGGAGCACUAUGGUCCAAGAACUGCGAGUGAUGUUUCGGCCAUCGGCACUUCACCAGUCUUGGUCAUUUAUUUUGCGCGCCUUCUGUGCCACCUCUUCGAACAUGCCAUGCCGCUGCUGCGGCGGUGGCAUCGUGGCCAGUCGGAUGUGGCAGUGAUCCAAUUUUUUACCAAGUCCAUAUGCGACCUCGCGGGGGAGCUGGCAUCCAGGCACCUCUUGAGGAAUUCCUUUCUCGACUGGCACUGCAACAUCUUGCAGAUCCCUGAAGAUCGAGGAAGAUCUUUUCCGCUCUUGUAUGACUGGGGGUUGCGGAUCGUUCUGAUCCCGCACCACGGAGAUCGUCCAAGCGGUUUUGAUGUCCAUGCUUCUGGGUUUGUCCCAGUGGUGCGGGCUGGGAGUUUGAAGUUCUUGAACCAGGCUGAGAAGAAGCUGUCAAGCAAGGUGGGCCUGGACAUCAAGCCCUACGCAGAGCUGAGAAGUGGGACGGUAGACACAGUUGGAGAGGGAGAGAUAUUGCUGAACAAGAUCUUUGGCAUGUGCGACAACACCCAGGCCCUCCUGCAGCACGUGAAUCAAGUACGCCGUGACCCGCGGCUUCUUCGCUUCGCCCUCACCGUCGACAACAUCCUGAAGAUGGUGGCGCUCUACCAUCGUGUCACUUCCGGCGUGCCCGUGGUGAUCAUGGGGGAGUCUGGCUGUGGCAAGAGUGCUGUGGUGUGCUUCCUUGCCAAGUUUUUGCGCCUCAGGGUCUUCACACUCGAUGUGCACGGUGGCCUGGAGGAAGAAGACAUUCUCAAGUUCAUGGAUGAGGCAAUCGCUGCAGCCUUUGGGCAGCCGAACGAGAUAGUGUGGACCUUCUUAGAUGAGAUCAACACGGCCAGCUGUGUGGGUCUUUUUCGAGAGCUUAUUUGUGAUCGCACUAUGCAGGGAACCCCACUGCCAGAGAAUCUGAAGGUUUUUGCGGCCUGCAACCCCUAUCGCUUGAAGCAGAAGUGGCACGAGACUGGUGGCUUUCAAGCCACAGACGCCGGCACAGGUGAACAACAGAUUGCCCCACUGACCGAUUUGGUCUAUGCCGUGUAUCCGCUUCCAGCAUCACUCAUCGCUUGCGCUUGGGACUUUGGGAUGUUGAGCACCGCCGAGGAGGAGCGCUAUGUGAAUGCCAUCCUCAAGUCCUUGCCAUAUGGCUCAAGCGAACCACGGCCUAUGCGCAAGUUGAUGGCCAUUGCGGUUCUGACAUGCCACAAGUUCAUGCGGAAAUGGGAUGUGGCAGCAGUAUCUCUGAGGGAUGUUGCCAGAGUCGCCAAGCUGACGGCAUACUACCAAACAAAAUUGGAGCAUCGUGACCCUACAAGUGACUCACUCUUGCUCAAGGCUUUCUUUGUGUCCCUGUGCCUUUGCUACUGGUUUCGGCUGAGCUCUGAACACCGCUCAAAGCUCCUCGAGACCAUCGAGUGGGAGUUUGGACGGGCGUGGACGGCGGAAAAGCUCUGGCUGGACGAUGGCCGGUGGCGUCUCAAGGAAGCAGUAGAAGCCUAUUGGCCGAACCUGCCAGAAGGGUGGUACAAGGCCUCCUUCAUUGAAGAGCUGAUUCAAGAGGAGAUGACGCACAUGAUCAACGCCCUGCUGCCCUUGCCGCCUGGUGUCGCUCCGAAUGGAGCACUUCGAGAGAACCUUUUUGUGAUGAUCCUUUGCAUUGAUGCACGGCUCCCUUUGGUACUUGUUGGGAAGCCCGGCUCCUCCAAGAGCCUGGCCAUGCAGAUCAUCCGUGACAAGUUCCACCGGGAAACCAAGCCGAGCAAGCUGUCACACUACCCAGACAUUGCAGUGUUUCCUUACCAGUGCUCCAAGCACAGCCAUGCGAAGGACGGGUCUCAAAGAGGAGUCGUUUAUAUACAAAGCUCAGACAUAGAGGGGCGAUUUGAAGAUGCCAGAAAGUAUGAACAGGAUCCUCAGGAGGAUCGACGGGGCGUGGUCUUCUUGGAUGAGGUGGGUUUGGCGGAGCGUUCGCCCAAUUUGCCUUUGAAGGUGCUGCACAAGCUUCUGGAGAUGCCCGAAAAGCAGGUGAGCUUUGUGGGACUUUCCAAUUGGGCUUUGGACGCUGCGAAAAUGAAUCGUUGCCUCCUGCUGUCGCGCGGGGACGCGAAAAAGGAGGAGCUACGCAGCACGGCUGAAGCCAUUUUGGGCGGUGCCGGUGUGCUUGUGGAGGAGUUGGACCGUUUUUGCUCGGCCUUCAUGGAAGUGUGCGUGCGCUUGGAAGAGGCGGGCUUUGCAAACUUUGUUGGCCUCAGGGACUUCUAUGCUUUCAUCAAGCUGCUGGACCGCAGUUUGGAGGGUGUUUUGUCCCCUCAGCUCUUCAUCUCUGCAGUGCAACGCUCUUUCGGAGGGCUGCCGGACCACUUGGCAGAGGUGGUCUUGGAGCCUUUCUAUCGGCACUGCCUGGGCAUUGGCACCUCUGUGCAACGGGUGGCUGUGGCCCAACUGCUCCAGGCAAACUUGGCCGAUUUGGCCGUCCCAGACCGCGCGCAGGUGGGCGCCCGGCACCUGAUGGUUUUUGGUCCCUCGGCCGCCACGGCGGCCCAACUCUUAGAGGAAGAGCUGGAGACGAUGGCAUCGGGCCGUCACGUGGCAGUGGUCGUCGGGUCCUCCUUCCCAAGGGAUCGUUCGGUGGGGGCGAUCUAUCAAAACAUUGCACGGAUCAAGCAAGCCAUGGAGACCGGAGGCUGCGUGAUGUUGGUUCAUGCAGAGGAUAUCUACGAGGCGCUGUAUGACAUGCUGAACCAGUUCUACACCCGUGCCCUGGGCCGUACUUUGUGCCGCCUGGCCAUUGGUGCUGAGAGCCGCCAGUGUGACGUCCACCCGGCCUUCCGCUGUAUCGUGGUGGCCGAUGCAGAGAAGGCCAAGAGCUACGAGGCUCCACUAUUGAAUCGCUUCGAAAAGCAACAGAUCGACUUCAGCAGCUUCUUACAUGAAGACCUCAAGGCUUUGCUGCCCCAACUGGACACCUGGAUGCAAGGCAUUGCAGGCGGUGUUUCAAUACCUUUGGUCUUCAUUGGCGCCUCAGAACACAGCUUGUUUGCCCUUCUUAUGGCUGCACAGCGCCGCCACAUGGCGGGUGCCGAGGCGCUGCGCUGGGUGCAAGAGCAGCUGCUCAGGACCUGCACAGCGGAGGCGUGGUGCCGCCAUGUGGUGCAAGGUGGAGUGGAGGUCGGUUGGAAAGCCUCAGCACACCGCUCAUUCCCUGCAUUCCUCAUGGAAGCAGACAGCCGAGGCUAUGUGUUGGAUUGGCUGCUGUACACCUUCAGCUCUACGGAGACAGCAUUGGAAGAGUUAAUCACGUGGGACGCCCGAGUGCUGAAACUGGCAUCAACAUCGUCAGAGGAAGACGCCCAGAGACAUGUGCGCAGCUUUUUCAAAGGCAUGCAAAAGGCCUUGGUUUUCCAAGUUACGCUCGAAGAAGGCAAUGAGGAGCUUUCACGCAUGAUGCAGCAUCUCAUGCGCAUGGUUGCAAAUGCUCGGCGUGAUAACCGGCACCCUUCCAAGUGGGUCAUUUUUGUUGCGCACAUUGUGAAGAGCAGCCGUGCCCUGCGCUUGCCGUUGCACUACUUAGGAUCUGGCUUUUCAGUGGCCUUGUUGGAUGAGCUCGCAGAGCCAAAGCCUUGGGAGGAGACGGUCCUGUCCCACACCGGUGGCGACUGGGACAGGAUAGUCUCGCAAGAGUUGCUGACAGACAUUGCAAGGAAGAAUGCUUGGAAGCUCGCUGCAAUGCCAAUGACCAGCGGCACAGAUGGCUAUAGUGAUGAAGUGGUGCAGCGGAUUCAAUUGAACAGGCAGCAUUUGCUCGAGCUGCUACAAGACCCAAAUCUCAGAGAGGAGCUGCUAUACUAUAGCUUGCACAGCUUGUCGCAGAUGGACCGCUUUGAUGCUGGUUGGCAGGCCAAAAUCAAGGACAGCGAGAUUUGUCGAGCAGGAUCCUUCAGGAGAGCUCAGAUCCGAUGCUUGGAGCUGAAGCUGACCACGCUGGUCGAGCGCUUUCUGAUGAUGGUGGCCGUUGGUAGCACAGGCCACAGCUUCUUCCUGCCACCGGACCUCCCACAGCUUUGGCAAAGUGCUCUCAGAAACGAGGCACUCAGGGAGGUGGCAGGAACGGCAGAGAUUGACGGCAAGCUGCUGCUCAGCAGUGUGGCCUCAUGCCGAAGCGACCUUCGCUGUCCCUUUGGGGUAGCCUGGCGCGCUGCGUUGGACGGGGCAUGUCGUUUGGUGCAGGACCACAUCCGAAGGGGCAUUGCAGUCAACUUGGGCAUUCAGCAACUGCGCGAGAUUUGCCAGCAGAAGGGCCUGCACAUGUCCAGGUGGCUUGAUGAUGGGGCCCUCCGUCUCUACGGUCGGGAUCUCUUGGUCUUCGCUGUGCACACAUCUGGCACCACAGAGCAGUUGGACCUGGAUAUGCUUUUGGAAGUGGCCUUGAGCUAUGCGCGGCACCUGGCGAGUGAAGCUGAGUUGGAGCUCUCCAUGGAGAUUCUGCACUUUGCGGUGAAGAAUGCAUGGCCAUUGCUGCCGCACAUGGCCAAGCUCUCGUCUUCAGGCUUGAGGACAUCGCUCCUUGACUUCCUGAGCUUUAACCCUGCUGUGUCCCUGGACCGUUUGGUGGCAUUUGUGCUUGGCAGCCUCACCACGGGCGAGGCGUGCGAUGCUUGCGUCGUCCAGCUCCAGGAGGCUGAGCUUCUGCUGCUGGCAAUGAGCCAGAUUUGUCAGUUGGAAGGUCAGCCCACAGGGGAACUCGAACGGCAACGACGAGAUCUCUCAUUCCUGAAGUUGGCACUUUGUGGACUAGUGCUGCCACUGCGCCUGAGGCUUUCGCUGCAGGACUUGCACGCGACAUUCUGCUCGAUGCAAAGUGGGCAGCUGCAACUGAAGGAGCUUGGCCAAUUGCUCAUGGUGUUUCAUCCCAAGUCAAGAGCCUGGUCUACGAGACUCUGGCAGUGGGCCACUGGUGAAGAUCCGAAAGAGGUCGAUUUGUCCAUGGUGCGGGAGUUCUUGAGUUCAACCAUAGCACAAUCACCUGGUCUGGAGGGCGAACUGGGCAUGGCCAUAUAUUUUGCUUUGGGCCGCGUGAUCGCCAUUGAUGAUGAUCUACUGAGUGCAGUUCGAUGGCUGGAAUCCUGUGUCGGUGGCUCAUUGCUGAGCAUCUCAACCCGGAUCCAGCUGGCGCGACGUUUGCUGUCCAGCACGCCAGAGGUGACCCUGGCUCUGGAAGCUGUGGUGGAGGAUGAAUCAAGGAGAGUGGGGCAUAGAGAUCAUCAAGUCGCGGCCAUCCUGCUCCAAGCUUGUCAAGAGGAACUGGAAUCCAGAGGAACAUCAUUGAAUGACUUGCGUUGCCACCUGAGUGGCCUCGUCACGACCGGCCUAAACUUUCUAUGGGCUAUGGCCGCCGCUAGAAUGAUCCUCGUGAAAGCGGCGGAGACGGUGAGGAGACAAACGCCACAUCUUGAAACAUCCGAAAGUGCAAUGGAACUGCUACAGCUGGAUGCAACUCCUUCGCGAAGGGCCUUCGAAGUCUUCUUGGCCAAACAAUUGAACCUGGAUCGCAUCGACCUGGCUCGCUUGCAGCGUCAAAGCGACACUUCGGAGCUGUGGCGCUUUUUGAGAUUUCCAGCCAUUCUCGAUGGUUUACCUCCACCCAGCACCUUGGGGCAUGAGAUCUGCCCCAGCGAUUGCCUGCUGAGUAUGCUCGGUGACGAGUAUUCCACUUUGAAAGAUGCUAUUUUGAGUCCCAGCACUUCUUCCAUGACCGGCAGAGCUGGACCAGUGGCUACGGUGAUGGCUGCCUUCUCCACAGCUUUUUUGAGCCACUUCCGACGCCAGCACCCCAUGCCGGCAGCUCGCGAGCUCAACCUCCAGCAUCGGGAGUUGAGGACCUUGUUGGAUGCAAUGUUGCAGAACUUUCCUCGCAGCCCUGGCUGGCAGAUCCAUGGUAAUACCACACCGGAGUGGGUGUUCAUGGUCCGCCCCAUCAUACAUAUGGCAGCAAUGAGCCAAACCGAUGCAGAACAGAGCCUUUGGUGGCGGAUAUUUUCGUCGCCUCAGGAUUUGCAACGCUGCUUGUGGCCCUUCAUGCCUGAAGAUGAAGCAGCUGCUGCUUUGGCAGCCCUCAGAGAGAACGUGAAGAUGUACACGUGUCGCUGUGGAUUCCGGUAUGCCGUUGGAGAAUGUGGCCAGCCCAUGGAACAAAGACGCUGCCCAGGCUGCAACCAACAAAUUGGGGGUCGGGAACACCGACCUGCAGCUGGCAACCGGAGGGUGGACCAGGUAAACCAGGCCGCAGCCAGACCUGGUUUCUUAGACACGAGGCACGAAGGCGACAGACAAACCUGUCGUGGUCUGAACGUGGAUCAGUUACGUUGCGCGCGGUACUUUUUGCACGGGCUGUUGAGCUUGGGUUGUGGAACGCGCUCGCAAAGUUUUGGCGGCUUGUCCGCAGCGGACCUGAUGGAGCGCAUGAAGGGAGACUGGCAGGUUCUGAGGACGCUCCACGGUUGGACCCCCGAACGUCUCUCUGAGAGGUUACACGUGUUGGUUCUCCGCGGCUACUGCUUGAGCUGCCCACACUCCACUUUGCGCCGGGAGAGCUUGGAACGGGACUGGUCACUGUUUGUGGGUGCUGCCCAGAGCACUGCCUUUACGAACAUGAACCGUGGCCGUAGCCCAGCAGAAGAGAAGCUAGCCGAGGAAUUGGAGGAGUCUCAGACCAUCAGCUGCUUGGCUUCGCGAGAACGUGAGGCCAUGCUGCCGUCGCUCCUUCGAAGGUGGACGCCGUUAGACAGUUUGCACAUGCAGGAAGAUCUACGUUCCGACCCAGCAUUGAUGGAGAAGUAUCAGCUGGUGUUCGAAGUCGUGAAUUCGGAGACAGAUCUUUUCAUUGCCUCGCAAUUGGAACCCAUUGUGUCGUUUCAGAACUUCCUUCUGGGGCGCUUUCAAGGCCGCUGGAGCAAAGUGGAGGCCCAGAAAUUGAAUGUCGAGCAGGUGUUGGAAGAGGUGCCAGCAGAUCGGGACCAAGCCGCAAAGCUCUUUGCUGCUGCCCAGAAGGCCUGGAACCUUGUUGCGCCCCAAGUGGACAGGUUUGAAUGCCAAGACAUCCAGAUCCCACAGAUGUCCGAGAACCCGCAAGAGGUUCCAAUCAUGUGGUGGCUACGCAGCGAAAGUUCAGACUGCCCCCAGUCUUUGAAGAGCUUGGUGUUGCUACGCUGGCUGGUGGACAAGCAUAAUGCAUGGUUGACCCAUGCUGCGAGAGCUCCAGAGAUGCAACACGAUGCAAUCCAAGCGCCUUGUUGUUUGACAGACGCCUUGCAGCCCUACUUCUUGCAUUAUGAGCAAGGGAAAGUGCAGCUGUGGGCAAAAGAGGCUACCCAGGUGCACUGUACUUCAAAGCCAGAGCGCUUUGACUAUGCCAUGGUGGCUGGUCGCGUGCACGAACUGUUCAUGGGCGCUCGGCCAGUGGAUCGCGACCGGAUCGAGAUGUAUAUCUUCCGCUCUGAAGGCCGUGCAGCGCGCCCACAGUUCCAGACAUCCUUGUCAGAGGCUGGGCAAGAGCUUCUCCUGCGACUUCUGAGCACCGGACCCCAGCAGGACAAGUGUUUGCAGCUUCUUUUGCAGAUGGAGGCUUGGCUUCGGGUGGCGCCUAGGAACGAUGGCAUGACCGCUGCGGAGUUCGCACGGACCAAGAUGCCGGGCCGGUGGUGUGUGGGGUUGAUGGGUGGACACCUGCAGGCUUGCAAGGCCAUUCUCAUGCGGACUAGUAUCCACAAGCUCUAUAGGUGUUCACUGGAGGUAUCGGGUUUGAUCAGCCAUGUCGGCUAUGCCACACACCGGCAGCUGUCAGCUUGGGAAAGGAGGUUCAUCCUUCACCAGUGGCCUUCCCCGAAAUGUGGCGAUCGGGAUGUGUACAGUACCCUAUGCUUCUUCAACACGUCGAUUUGUGGAGUUGUGCCUUUCGGGAGUCAUUGUUAACUCACCUAAACAUCAAUAAGCUGCCUAAACUAAGAGAUGCUUGACUGACCGGCUAACCUUGAUUGUCUUUCUCAAGUUGCAAGUAGUUGGACCACGGUGCGUAGCCGUGGAGUUUCAUGUUCAUUUUUUUUGGGGGGCUAUUUACAGGUACUGUAUCCUUGUUUUCGAUACAGGCUAAAUUUAUAACCAGUGUGAAGGUGAAACGACAGCUCUCGUAAACUCAAUGCCGGAAACUCGGACUACAAUGUCCCCAGUGUCACGGCUCGCAGUUUUCUUGUUGCUGUUUUUUGCGGAUCUUGCUUAUGAACUUGAGUGAGGGUAGGCCAGCAAAUCUAAGGACCACACGGCCACGCACCCGACCGAUUCAAACAAGAAACGAUAAGGCAAAGCUGAAACUGUUCUUUUGAAACUUCUCGCAACAACCGUGCAAGUUAUUUGUGUUGUUUUCCCUUGUUUGUUCACUUCCUUGUCCUUCGUUUUGUUUUGAGCUGUCGUCCUUGUGGAGGGUAAACGCCGUUUCAUUUUAGGGCCAGUUUUUAGUUGUCAUGGGGCCCGGGGCGAGAGUUUUUAAUUGAAGAGUCUUAGAGUACAUGUACAUCUACGCGUGCAGGCGGCAUCAAUUGCGAGACUCUCUGGCAAGUUUCCUUAACUCACAACGAGCUUCCAUAUGCGUUUGGUUCUUGAAAAGCAGAGUAGUUUGAGGAAUUUUGAGCAUUGCCACAAAGAUGCAAAAUGUACUUCUCACCCUCAUCUUACACUCUCCCAAGUCAGGUUGAGGCCUCUACGACACCGGUCAACAAACAUUCAGAAGGUCGGUCAAUCUAAAGGCUUACAAAGUCUGCAGGAUCCAACAAUUAGACAAAACAUCACGGUCGUCUAUGAGCCGUGGACCUAGUUCAUCCAUUUUCGAGGGAAGCUCGAACAGACAAAAUGGUGCCUUUGUUGAGACCCUUCGUCGGACAGAAGAGGCAUGUGGCUGUGGCAGAGCUGCCGGAGGCCCUCGACGCAUUGCUGGUGUCGCAGGUGAGUGCAGCCAUCGAGUGCUUGGAGGACGCUAGCGCCAACCCGCUGGAGUCGCUACACCCUGACUACCGAACGGAGGAGCUCUCCCCGGCGGCCAACGCGGAGCUGGCGGCGCUGUCAAUAGCUGAUCGCAGGGAUUUGAUACAAACGUUGCGUCAAUUCUUACAGACCUACUUGGGAGAUCUUCAAAAGCCUUAUCCUGAAAGCACGGAGCUUGUGGAGUUUUGGCGGGUUGAGGAAUAUGCUUGGGUGCCAGCUUUAGCAAGAACCGGACUGAAGUUAUCUUGCUUUGGCCCAGCAUAUCAGGAGCUUCUCCGCAUGUAAAAUGGAGCGUUUCAUUUGGUCCCACGAUGAUCACACCAUGAUCUCAACACGUUGUCAUUUGCAGAGUGCGUGAUUGCCAAGCUCGGAGUGAUUCAUGCACAUCUGUUCCAGUUUUGCGCUUGUCCAUAUUAUGGUUCGAAGUUUUGACAGCAUGUUCAACGGAAGGAC